AAGUGAGCAUUGAGUUUAUUUUCAAUGGAGCAUUCUAUUCAAAUUGCGAAAGUAAGAACUUCCAACUCCGAUAGUGAGAUGGCUGACAAUCAAGUGAUCAAAUUAAACUCUUGCCUAGGCAAACAGUCGCCUUAUGUACAAAUUGUAGUAGGAGCCGGCAGUGGCUUCGUUGCUGGCUAUGUCUUUUUUAAAGUUUUCAAAGUUGCAUCUAUUAUAACUGGAACCACUAUCCUAGCGGUUGAACUAUGUAUUCAAACUGGCAUCAUCACUAUAAAUUGGAGAAGUUCAGUCUACCUUAGAAGUCUACAGGAAGAAGAGCAGUCCCAACUACCUGAGAGACCACGAAUUCCAGAUCGAACUCCGCAACCAGAGCAACGAUUUUUAACUCCAUUUUCGAAUAUUAGAAAGGCAAUAAUGAACAGUGCUCGCUUGAGUUUUGCUUUUCUUGGUGGAUUCUUUAUCGGCAUGGGAGUCUCCUAAAACAUAUUAUAUAAUUAAACAUAUGUACACACAUCAAACAAAAAUUGAAAAAGAAAAAAAAAAAAUAAAUCCUUCGGAAAUGUAAUAGAAAUGUA
This is a messenger RNA of Drosophila albomicans, 575 nucleotides long. RefSeq names its product FUN14 domain-containing protein 1. Lineage: Eukaryota; Metazoa; Arthropoda; Insecta; Diptera; Drosophilidae. The transcript has 2 exons. The record is from RefSeq and is a predicted model, not a curated record. Bases 25 to 480 code for a protein of 151 amino acids. Gene Ontology annotation, cellular component: mitochondrial outer membrane. Gene Ontology annotation, biological process: autophagy of mitochondrion.